Messenger RNA from Centropristis striata (black sea bass), 4353 nucleotides. It is a transcript of the gene tmem39a, whose product is annotated as transmembrane protein 39A. Bases 360 to 1841 code for a protein of 493 amino acids. Gene Ontology annotation, cellular component: endoplasmic reticulum membrane. The record is from RefSeq and is a predicted model, not a curated record. Lineage: Eukaryota; Metazoa; Chordata; Actinopteri; Perciformes; Serranidae. The transcript has 9 exons. Gene Ontology annotation, biological process: negative regulation of autophagosome maturation; negative regulation of autophagosome assembly.
UCUCUGUGCAGCGCAUUUUACACUGUUGCUCCUGGAGCCCCGGGGGCUAACUUUUAAAGCCGUUUUUAUGUGUUCACCCGGUGAGGAAGCGACCCUCCAGCACCGCCGGUGCCGCCGUAGCUCGUCGCCACACCAGUGCAGCCGCGGAUAUUGAAGCUGGAAGGCGGAGAAAAUGCUCGGUGCUGUCUGGACUCGUCGGGCUGGAAGCCACACAACUGACUGAUGCAUCCUCGUUCACUUCACCCCACCGUGUGUUGUUGGCCUGGCUGUACAUGGUGGCACAUUGAGGAGAAGAGGAGGAGUGCCAGCGGCGGUUGGUUGGUGGGUGGUGUCCGUGGUUGCCACGGUAACUGGCGACCAUGCCAGGAGGUCGCAGGGGCCCCAGCAGACAGCAGCUAAGUCGCUCUGCUCUGCCAUCCCUGCAGACCCUCGUUGGAGGCAACCUCGGCAAUGGUACAGGCCUCAGGAACAGGAGCAGUAACUCGGUGGGUCUGUCUGCGCCCCCUCUCUCUGCCCUCAUCACCCCGGAGCCAGUCCGGCACUCGAGGAUCCCUGAGCUGCCGUUGGACAGCAGCCUGCUGUUUGAGUUCCUGCUCUUUCUUUAUUUGCUGGUGGCCUUGUUUGUCCAGUACAUAAACAUCUACAGGACAGUGUGGUGGUACCCAUACAGCCACCCUGCUGCCUCUACCUCGCUCAACUUUCAUCUAAUGGACUACCACCUGGCCAUCUUCAUCACAGUGAUGUUGGCCAGGAGGCUUGUUUGGACAAUCGUUUCAGAGGUGUCUCAAAGCAGCGGCAGAUCUCUGCUCCGCUACGUGGUUCUGAUCGCAGCUCGGCUCAGCCUGCUCACCAUGUGCGGCUGGGUGCUCUGCUGGACGCUGGUCAACCUCUGCAAGACCCACUCUGUGCUCAACCUCCUCUUCCUGGGAUACCCGUUCGGUGUGUACGUCCCGCUUUGCUGUUUCCAUCAGGAGGGGGGGAAAAGCCAAACGGCAUCGGCUGACUGCGAUUACCCCGCCGACCACCAGCAGACCGACCUAGCAGAGACCCCGUUCUUUCGACCACGUGACUUCCUCUUCUUGUUGCGAGAGAACCUCAGAGAGCAGUUUUCCAGCCCGCCACACAUGCCCACGCACACCUGCCCACCACACACACACUCGCACACACCGGAGUUGAUUCGAGCCGAGGUGGAGGAGCUGAAGAGCGACUUCAACCGGCGAAUCAAGGAAGUGUUGUUCAACUCACUGUUCAGUGCUUACUACGUCGCCUUCCUGCCUCUCUGCUUCGUUAAGAGCACCCAGUACUAUGACAUGCGGUGGUCAUGUGAGCACCUGAUCAUGGUGUGGAUCAAUGCGUUUGUGAUGCUGAUGAGUCAGCUGCUGCCCCCCAGCUACUGCGACCUGCUUCAUCGCUCUGCGGCUCACCUAGGCCGCUGGCAGAAACUGGAGCACGGCUCGUACAGCAACGCACCUCAGCAUGUGUGGUCAGAAAGUACCAUUUGGCCUCAGGGGGUUUUGGUACGACACAGCCGAUCUCUGUAUAAGGCGGUCGGACCAUAUAAUGUCGCUCUGCCCUCUGAUGUUUCCCAUGCAAGGUUUUAUUUCCUGUUCCACAAGCCAUUGCGGAUCCUAAACCUGCUGAUCUGGAUCGAGUCCAGUGUGGUUUUGUACCAGUUAUACUCCCUGCUGCGCUCCGAGCGCUGGAACCACACGUUGUCUCUCGGCCUUAUUCUCUUCUGCAACUACUAUGUCCUUUUUAAACUGCUCCGAGACCGCAUUGUGCUGGGCAAAGCCUACUCCUACCCUCUGUCCUCCAACAGUUUGGGGCUCAAGUCACAGUAAAGGCUCCGUGCAGUGAGACUGCACCCACGAACUCUGGAUGUGGAGGGGAGACGUGUGGGGGUCUGGUAAAGUGGAGGACCGGAGGGUUGAUUGGCGGUCAGGCUUGGAAGUUAAGGGACAGACUGUGAACUCAUAAUCAUGUUUUGAUACGGUUCUAUUUUUAAUGCAAUGUUUAUAUAUACCUAUUUAAAAGAAUAUUUUUAUUUUGUAUACUAUUUCGAGUUACGCCGGGCAUUACCACGCUGACGACAUUAGCAUGUUGUGUUAUGUUGAUGCCAGGCGACAGGGAAGUCAGGGAAUGCUAGGAGGUGACUUUCACCAAAGAUAUUUUAAGUGCAGGCGGCCAAUCGCAGCUCAGACUUGGCCUCUGACAGUCAGUUAUACCAGACAAGCGACUCAGAGCAGUGGAGGAAGUUGUGCCUGAAACCAGUGAAAGUGAUGCAGCUCUUUGUUGUAGCAGGACACAAACACCGUCUCUGCUCUCAACAUGUUCAGCACGUUUUUACUGGUGCUUUUAAAGCAAAAGUUCAACUUUUUGGAAAAUACGCUUAUUCGCUCUCUGGUGAAGAGUCUGUCCAUCAAAUAUGAGGCGAAAUCAUGCAGGCAGCUAGCUUAAUGCUGGCACAAAAACUGGAAACAAGGAAGAUAGUUUUGCUCUGUCAAAUGGUAACAAAAAUUCUGCCUACCAGCACCUUCGAAAAUAUUAGAACAAAGGUUCAAGUUUAAAAAUGAUAGUUCAGAGACUCCCAUAAGUUACUGUACAUGGCAAUAAAAUUAUCAGGCACAUAACCCCCUAAAACUAACCUGGAAACCAGUUGAAUCUGCCAAGCUCAAGUUUUAUUUGCUCUUUCAGAUGAUUCAGGUCACUCUCCCCUUCAGACGGAUUUCCAUCUCAUGGAGUGGGUUUGAUGUGAUGAAUGGCAUCUAUUGCAACUCACAAAACUGAUCAAACUGUGGAGCUAGGCAGCACUCAUCAAAUAUGACACAUGGUUCUGUUACUGCGCCACAUAUUUCUAAUUUGAAUGCUUGAAAAUGCACAAAGCACCUUCCUAACUCCCAUGCAUCACUCAGUGCUGCAUCACAUCCUUUAAAAACUGAUUAGUUGUAAGUCCAGAUGCAUUUUUGGUCGGCUCUGGUUGAUAAUGCUCCUUAGACAUCAAAAUGAACUCAGAGUUUCGAGACUAAGAGGCAUUUGCAGAUUAGUCUGCCGAUGCCAAGAUGCUGUAAAACAGCAAAUGGACACUUUCACACUUUUUUGGAUUGAGUUUUGGAUUCAAUACAACACUAAGGCGAUAUAACUUGUUCAUUCAUUAGCUUGUAACUGACCACAGCUAGGCUAGCUGUUCCCCCUUGUUUCCAGUCUGUGUGCUAAGCUAACCUAUGCCUAUAAGUAUCAAACUUUAUUUUUAAGCAGGGCCUCAGUGUGGAUUUUUACCUCUAAGUGGGAUAAAACUUUCAUACAAACUGACUUGAAAUCAGUCUGAGAGAAAAACUCUCGUCCACUGCCUCUGCAGAGAAUUCUGUUUUCUUUCUUAUUCACUUUUGUUACUGUGUUUUAAUAUCAGUAUCCACUUGUUUCACACCAUUGGCUAUCAGAAGGGCCAUUACAGCACCAGUCUUUACAAACUUACACCAGUGUCAACAAGUGAGAAGGGACUGAGAUAUUAUUGGCACCUUUUAAACUUUAGGGAUGUCACGAUACCAGAAAUGUAGUAGUCAUUUCCAAUACCUAAUACGGAUAUUUGAUACCACAGUUAAAAAACAAAAACAAGGCAAUAAAUCCCAUUUCAGUCUCAAUGUCAUCCACACAUUUCAUAACGUCUCUGGCAGUGAAGAGGAUUUUCAUUUUAGUUACUUAACUCUUGUUUUGCAGUCAGCUACUCUACUUUUUUUUUCACCUGGUGCGGAGCCGAGAGGAAGGUGCAGUGGCGACUCAGCAGUCUGCUAACUUGUUACUCUCGCUGCCAAUAUUAGCUGCUCUGUUUCAUCAAGACAUGCACAUGAAAGCUUAAAUUAAACUGUGGUGUUCUGUCUGGAUUAAAGAGAACCAUGGCCCGUAUGCUUCAUCUGUCUGAAUGUUGGUGGUGGGUGAGCUAAAAGUUUUUCACGUUUUAUAAUAAUUUAGGCAACGACCUGGUGUGCAAGUAUCGUGAUGUCCCUACUUUAAACUCAAAACACCCCCCAAAAUACAAUAAACAGCUUGACACUGGUUUAACAGGUUUCCAGUUUGAAGGGGUGCUGCUGUCUCCAGGUGAUUAUUAAAGUCUGCUAAAAAAGAUGUCUGACCACAUUGUGACAUGCUGAAAGAUUCAUGAUAAGAUAUCGCGUAUGACUCAUUUGUGUUCUUAAAGGUGAUCCAGCCAGUGUUUUUAUUUAGUUCGAUUUCGGUGCCUGCUUAAACUAUUAUGGUAUUGAGGACCAUACCACAUCAGGUCCAUCUCUUUGUGGAUUGGAUGUAGAUAACAGAACCAAUGUGGCUGAUAAUAAAGAUUUCUGUUGGUACGUCCCCGGA